Macrobrachium nipponense is the source of this 4357-nucleotide messenger RNA. It is a transcript of the gene tam, whose product is annotated as DNA polymerase subunit gamma-1-like. The coding region runs from base 211 to 4203 and encodes 1330 amino acids. Gene Ontology annotation, biological process: mitochondrial DNA replication. The transcript has 9 exons. The record is from RefSeq and is a predicted model, not a curated record. NCBI's taxonomy places the organism in Eukaryota, Metazoa, Arthropoda, Malacostraca, Decapoda, Palaemonidae. Gene Ontology annotation, cellular component: gamma DNA polymerase complex; mitochondrion. Gene Ontology annotation, molecular function: 3'-5' exonuclease activity; DNA binding; DNA-directed DNA polymerase activity.
UUUCAAAAGGCAACAGCCCCUCAAGUACUACUACUAAUACCUUCUCUCCUUCCAGACAAAGUAGUCGUGUAUAUUUUGAAGUUAAAAAGUAAUCUUUUUGUGUUUGACAGUGUUCAUUUAGUGUUACUCAACUACAACUACAGAUUAUUUAAAAAGUAGAGUCAAGGCAUAAGGUUUGUGAAGAGAUUGAAGAAACGUGUCAGAUUUACAAUGGCCUUACGUUUUCCAGCCAGAUAUUUUAGUUUAUAUGGAAUAAGAAUAAAUCAGGGGCAUCCAGUUUGUUUGGUUCUUGAUGCCUAUAAUUGUGCUAGUAUGGGUUGGUAUUCAAGUAAAAGGACUGUAAAAAUAUCUGGAAAAGGAAAGAUUUCCAAGGAUGCAAGAAUCAGUGAUGAACAAGAUUCUCAUAAUUCAGAGACUCACACUUUAUGGGAAAACUUGGACUCCUCUGACUAUUCAUGUUUUGCAGAGAAAUAUAGAGAAAAUUCUGAAAGUAAAGACAUUGAAACCAAUGAGAUACAAGUUGUACCUGUCAAUGAAGUUUUAAAAGACCUGUUAAUCGAUAGAGGUUUUAAUGCUGCUAAGUGUACGAAUUCUGAAGAAGUUUUUCCAAGCUCAUUUGAUCAAGAUAAAAGAACAAAACCCAAAGACCUGGCAGAAACACACACAAGUAAUCUAAAAGCCAUAAAGUUUAGAUCAAAGUAUCCAUUUACAAAAAGCAAAACCAGUAAUAUUAUUGCCAACAGAAGGAAAAUUAUUUUAGUGGAAAAAGGUGAAAGUAUUAAUUUCACCAAAAUUGCCAACAAUAUAGGCAAGAAAAAUUUUACAAAUACUGGUUCAUUUCAUAAAGGUACAGCUAGAGGUACCUCAUCUGAAAAUAUUUAUGGUGCUCUUAAACAAAUGAAUAUGUUAAAACAUAAUAAUAAUCCUUCCAAAACUUUGGAUAUGUCUGAAGAAAUAUUUGUGGAGGAAUCAAAACUUCGUAGGAAUUGCUUGGGAAUUCAGAUGCUUUCACCUUCCUUAUUUAACCAGAUCUUUAGUAAAGUUCCUCCUAAACAGCCAAAAGAACAGCAGGAAGAUUUUCUUCGUAGUAAAAUGCAUCUUGAAGAUCAAAGUUUGUGGGGCAAAGAACCAUCUGUGUUGCCAGAAAGUGAUUUUCUUAUACCGCCAAUAAAAGGCUCAAAUCUUGAAGAGCAUUUCCAUUAUAUUGCAGAAGAACAGUGUAAGCCUUAUAAAGAGCUGCUCAAUAAACUUCUACAAGGCACUCUUCCCAGUUUUCCAGACCAUUGGCAGUUUACUCCUGGUUGGACCCAGUAUAACGCUGAUGGAACUUUUUCCUCUGUGGAUUUCCCAAGUUGCCGUGCACUAGUGUUUGACGUAGAAGUAUGUGUUAAGGAAGGUGGUCAUCCUACAUUAGCAGCAGCAGUAUCUGAUAAACAUUGGUAUUCAUGGUGCAGUGAUUACCUCAUUUCUAACUGUGAAAAGAAUGGUGAAGUUACUGUAGAUGAUUUAAUCCCAUUGGGGAGUUCCUAUAAUUUUAAGACAAAAUUGAGGGACGACGAAAAUGAGUGUGUACCUCGUGUGGUCGUAGGGCAUAACGUUAGCUAUGAUCGCUUGAGGGUUAGUGAUCAGUAUCAGUUGAAAAGCUCGUUAUUAAGGUUUGUGGAUACUAUGUCUUUACAUAUUGCUGUGAGUGGGUUAGUGUCAGAACAAAGAGCGCUGAUGAUGAAAAACAAAGCAAGUGAAACGAAGAUAAGACUCCCAUGGAUGUCUGUUGGAUGUCAAAAUAAUCUCAGUGAUGUAUAUAAAUUUUAUUGUAAAGAUGAUCUUGCAAAAGACCCUCGUGACGUUUUUGUGAAAGGAACAUUAUUAGAUGUGCGUAAUGACUUCCAGAAUUUAAUGAGCUAUUGUGCUAAUGAUGUUAAAGCCACCUUUUUGGUUUUGAAAAGCUUGCUUCCAUUAUUUUUUAAGAGAUUUCCUCAUCCUGUGACCUUUUCAGGAAUGUUGGAAAUGGGGUCAGCAUUCCUUCCUGUCACAGAAAAUUGGACAAAAUAUGUCAGUGCAGCAGAAGGAAAAUAUCAUGAACUUGAAAGGUUACUAAAUGAAGAGUUAGUGAGGCAAGCUCAAGAGUCUUUAGCAUUAAGAGAAAGUGACAGAUACAAGAGAGACCCAUGGUUAUGGAAUCUUGAUUGGUCUACUCCAAAGGGAAGAGUGAAAAUGUUACCUGGUUAUCCAAAUUGGUAUCGCAAGCUCUGCGCUCAAACUGGGGAGCGAGAAGGUACUCCUGAGCCAGAGAAUAUGAGUACCAGCCUACAGAUUGUACCAAAGAUACUUAAACUAACUUGGGAAGGUUUCCCUCUUCAUUAUGAGAGAAGAUAUGGUUGGGGGUACCUUAAACCCGUGUUUGAAAAUUAUACACAAUUUCAGUCCUCUCAUAGUGCCUCCCAUGAAGUCUCUCAGGAUAAGGAGCAAAAUAAAGUAGAAUUUCCAAUUGAUGUGCUUUAUGAAAUUUGUUCUGAUAAAAAUAAUGUGAGAACAGUAACUCUGGAUGAAGUCAUUCAAGAUCGAGAAAAACGACGUUUGGAUUCUCCAGAAACAGAAGAGGAUUGGCAGUUAGUGUUAGGAGAGAGUCUUUCUCCAGAUAAAGAUAAAAGAGGGAGGCAUAGCACAUCUAAGAACCAAAAUUUGGAAGGGAGGUCUUAUGACAUAGGCAUACCUGGAGUAGUUUUUGUACCACUACCUCAUAAAGAUGGACCUGGAAAUCGUGUUGGCAACCCUUUAGCAAAAGAUUUUUUGAAUAAGAUUGAAGAUAACACUUUGAGCAGCUAUCAUGGUGGCAUAGCAAAGGCUGUUUUAGAAACAAACAAGAUGUUAUCUUAUUGGAAAAAUAAUAGGGAUCGAAUUCUGUCACAAAUGGUUGUUUGGGAUCGCAAACAGGAGCUGGAGGAUUGUGACUCUGCGUCAGAUGAAGUGAGUACAAGGCAGACUGGUAUUAUUUUACCAUUGGUUGUCACUGCUGGAACAAUUACAAGAAGAGCUGUUGAACGUACCUGGAUGACUGCAUCUAAUGCUUAUAGUGAUCGUAUAGGUUCAGAACUUAAGGCAAUGAUUGAAGCUCCUCCAGGUUACAAGUUUGUGGGUGCAGAUGUAGAUUCUCAAGAACUUUGGAUCGCAGCAGUGCUUGGGGAUGCAUAUUUUUCAAGUGAGCAUGGAGCAACUGCUUUUGGAUGGAUGACUCUGCAAGGAAAAAAGUCUGAUGGAUCAGACAUGCACAGUCGUACUGCAGAAAUGGCAGGAAUAUCACGUGAUCAUGCAAAGGUUAUAAAUUAUGGGAGAAUUUAUGGAGCUGGUGUCAAGUUUAUUCAGCGGCUACUCAAGCAGUUUAAUCACAAGCUCUCUGAUGAGGAUGCUCAAAAACGUGCAACAUCGUUAUUCGAAGCUACCAAGGGAAAGAAGGGAUGGCUGCUAAGUGAUAAAGGAGAGGAAUUAGCUUCUGAAAUACUGUACCCUUAUAAUGGAGAAGCUAUGUCUAGGAAAGAAGUGAAUGCACUGUUAAGAAAAGCUGAGCAGUGUGGAAUAGAGGCUACUUUUGAUGAGGUUAUAGAUGGAUCACCUGUUUGGGUUGGUGGCUCUGAGUCUCACAUGUUCAACUGCCUUGAAGCUAUUGCCAGAUCAGACACUCCAAGAACCCCUGCAUUGGGAGCUCGCAUAACCCGGGCCCUCGAACCUAAAUUUGUAGAUGACCAAUUUAUGACUAGCAGAGUUAACUGGGUUGUUCAGAGCUCAGCUGUCGAUUACUUACACUUAAUGUUAGUGUCAAUGAAGUGGCUUUUCGAGAAAUAUAACAUUACAGGCCGGUUUUGCAUCAGUAUCCAUGAUGAGGUUCGAUAUAUGGUGUCUGAAGAGGAUUGUUAUAGAGCUGCCUUAGCACUUCAGAUUACAAAUCUUCUUACUCGCUCUUUGUUUGCAAUCAGAUUAGGCUUUAAGGAUCUGCCACAAUCAGUUGCCUUUUUCAGCAGUGUAGAUAUAGAUCAGGUUUUGAGGAAAGAACCCCAUUUGGAUUGUGUGACGCCAUCAAACCCAGAUGGUCUCCGGAAAGGCUAUGGAAUUCCACCUGGUGAAUCCCUUGAUAUUGAAAGGAUUUUAGAAAUCACCCAAGGAAGACUGGAUAAAACAGAUAAACAAGAGUUUAGUGAGGAUACUUGAGGUUUGUAUGAAAAUAGAGCUUCUAACAUUUAGUGCUCACUACUUUUACAUAAAAUACCAUCUAUAUAUAUAAAUAUAUAUAUAUAUUAUCUGAAGUAUGUACCAAAAAGCUUAUAGUGAUAAGGUUAUAAGAUCUCUAUGAAAUAUAUUUUUG